AUGUCACAAAACUCAGGACCAUUUCUUGUUUCCUCUCAUGGUCAUCCAGGCUUUAAUCCUCGACCACCACCACCACCGCCGCCACCACAGCCACCCUCAUCAUCGGGACCAUCAAAACGAAUAAGUAAUGGUCUUAUGACUGGUUCUAGUCCAGGGAACCCAUCGAUGGGUCCAAAUAUGGGUCUUACAUCAUCACCAUCACCUAUGCGAUCAGCUGGUUCAAUGGGUCCAAUGAAGCCUGGUAGUAUGGGCAUGAGCCCGAUGGAUAAAUCAAAUUCAAUGUCUUAUUCAAAUCGUUAUAGUCGUAAACCUUGGCCUAUGUCACGUAGUAUUCAUGACAAAAAUAUUCGUGGUCAUGAUGAUCAUGAAGCACCAUAUCUUCGUCCAAACAUUCCGGGUCACCCUGGUCCUAUGGAAAAUAUGAAUAAUUCAUCAUUUACCAUCGAACCAUCAACAGACGAUGACGAAUCUGAUGAUAUCUAUUUUUCAUCGCGUCAUAUAGCUGCUGCACGUUUUCAACGUAAUCAACGUUUAUUAUGUGAAAUAUUCAAUGAAGUAUGCAUACCUGAUUUACGAUCGAAUGUCAAUGUUGAUCGUAUAUUAACACUACGUCGGCAAGUUGAUGCGCUUAAAACACAUCGUGAAACAUUUGAAAAAGAUUUAAAUGAAUUAGAAGACAAACAUACAGAGAAAAAACGUAAAUUCUUAGAUGCGAAUGAAAAAUUUCAUAAUGAAUAUGUUGACGCUUCAACAAAUAAUUUAAGUCGAGAAAAAAUUAAUGAAAUCCUACAAAAAUAUGAAGCAAUGGAGAAAUUACAAAAAGAAAAACAAUUACUUCUUCAACAACAACAGCAACAACAAUUAGCUGCUGCUCCACCACCGCCUUCAUCGCAAACAUCAACAACUAUGGUACCACCACCGAUUGUUGCUCCACCAAUGAAAGUUGAAUUAACAUCUACUGUUGAAGUAUCACAACAACAAAUCGUACCACCACCACCACCUGUACCAACUGCAAUAUCAGCUUCACAUCCACCUGUACCUCCAGUUCAAAUACCAUCUCAACCUGUAUCGGUUCAAUUACCACCAGUACAAUCUGUGCAACCAACUCAAAUACCACCACAACCUGUACCAAUUCAAAUGCCGUCACAACCUGUACCAUCAACUCAAAUACCACCUCAGCCUGCACCAUCAGCUCAAAUACCGCCUCAACCUAUACCAAUUCAAAUGCAAACACAAUCUGUACCAAUUCAAAUGCAACAUCAGCCAGUACUAACUCCAAUACCUCCUAUACCAUCAGCACAACAUAUACCAACACAACCUGUACAAUCACCAAUGGUACCACCUCAAUCUGCACAAUCUCAUCUACCACCAGGAGCUGCCAUGCAACAAUUACCACCACCUCAACAAGUUCCACCUCCUCAACAGCAGCAACAACAGCCGUCACCUCAUCAAGGUUAUCCAAUGAUGCAUCAAAGUGGUGGUUAUCCUCAAGCACCUGCCUAUGGUCAUCCUCAACAAUAUCGACCACCAUUGAAUCAACGUCCAUCUCAAUAUCCACCGAAUGUUCAAUGGCAGCAGCAACAACAGCCACCACCACCACCUCAGCAGCAACAGCAGCAGCAACAACAACAACAGUGGCAACCUAAUGCAUAUGAUCCUCGAUAUUACAAUCCAUAUCCUCCUAAUGUUCAAUGGCAACAGCAGCAGCAACAACAAUGGCCACCAAAUCAACCUCCACCUCAACAACAAAUGGGUAUGGUUCCACCUCAACAACAACAAAUGGGCAUGGUUCCUCAACAACAAGGACCACCACCACAAAUGCGUCCCCCUCCUCAACAACAGCAGGGGCCACCACCGCAAAUGUAUGUCAAUGGUGGUAAUUAUGGUUAUGGUGGUGGUCCUGUUGGUUGGAAUGGUGGUCCACCACCUCCUCAGCAUCCAUCACAACAGUAUGGUUAUCCACAAAAUCCAUCAUAUGAUCCAUCGGGUGUUCAAGGUCCUCCUCCUCCUCAACAACAACAACAACAAUAUUAUCCACCACCACAAGGUUAUGAUUAUGGCCCACCACCUCAACAACAAGGACCACCUCCUCCUCAACAGCAGCAACCUCCACAAAUGAACUAG
Rotaria socialis is the source of this 2124-nucleotide messenger RNA. The record is from the annotation of a GenBank genome assembly. NCBI's taxonomy places the organism in Eukaryota, Metazoa, Rotifera, Eurotatoria, Philodinida, Philodinidae.